CCAGUGUGAAGCUGGGAUGAACGGAUGAUUCAUUCUAGAUGCUAUCUAGUUGACCACGUUUCUGCCUGACGUAUGGUACGACGGCUGCGACGAUGACGACGGGUUUUUCAGGGGAAUGUUCACGUGAGACUUGCGGUUGCGGCGGUAGAGCACGGCAAAGAUGCCACCAACAGCGAGGGAAAUCAGGACCAGGCCAACGAGGGUGCCGGAAAACCCGUGCCCCCAUCCCCACCCCGGGGGCCGGUUCAGGACGUUGCAAUGGAUGCCCCACACUUUUGACGGGUACAGCACUUCCUGGUCGCCCGAUGAGCACGAGUCGUCGUUGAAAAAGACGGAGGUCCGUGUAGCACAGUCCACCCGGACAAACUUGUCUGGCGCGUACGACACGCAGCUCUUGUCGAGCACAGUCCCUUUGAACAGCAUGUACGGGUUGGUCACUGUCAUGUACGUCUUUCCGCCGACAAAUUGGUCCGGUUUGGGAGGUACGAGGUCGAUCUGGAACCCAUUUGUACACGGAUCGACGUCUUGGGCAGCUGCGAGCGCCCCCGUGAACUCGUCCGUGAACACGAUAGCCCCCGUGCAGUCUUCGUGUUCAUACUUUUUGAAGUACUUGGGGGGAACUUUCGACUUGGCCGUGGCUGAGUAGGCGUUCGGUAUUACGCAGGACGUGGCGGGCGGCGACACGUCAUCGUUCGUGUCCAUCGGCACGUUGCAAUUUCCGUCUUUGUAAAAGCCAAACACGCGUUCUGGGCAGUCCGCCCGCAUGUAUCCCCGGUCAACACCUGUCCACACGCACGUGUGCUGAAUGAUGCGCUCGGUCAUACCAGAAUCCCACUGCAGAUCCAUGUACAAUUCGUUGGGAAUAAAGUUGGUCGUUGGCACUGGCGUCGUCGUGACCUGGACGCCACCGACGCACCCGGAGAACGGAGCCGACGAAUUGGCACUCGACCUCACGUACUGCGCGCCGCCGCUGCAGUCGACGUGCUCGUAGGACACGAUGUACUUGGCCGACAUCUUGCGAAUGAUGGCCCACGGACUGACUGGCAACGCUGCAUUGUCGACG
Aphanomyces invadans is the source of this 1063-nucleotide messenger RNA. RefSeq lists its product as hypothetical. The coding region runs from base 161 to 646 and encodes 161 amino acids. The record is from RefSeq and is a predicted model, not a curated record. Lineage: Eukaryota; Oomycota; Saprolegniomycetes; Saprolegniales; Verrucalvaceae. The transcript has a single exon.